UUUGCAAUCAUGGGAGAUGUGACCGCACCAUUCAAUCUCAAUCAUCUCUCACUCGCUCUGCCUACCCGAGUCACUUUCGCUGAGAGAGAUCUCUUUAACUAAAAGUGUUCCUUGAGAAUGUGUCUAUUUUAAGGAAGUCUCUGCACCAGACAUCUCGCGCUGUCGUUUGGCAGAUGUUAAACGACGAUGUGUAAACAGUGGGCACUUUGUGUUGUCUCGCGCGAGAUCUGAAUCAAGCUGCUUAUUUUCACCUGAUCGCGCUUCACGGGCUUCUUAGAGAUGAAGAGGAGAGACAAGCUGAAAAUCCCCUCCCUCACUUUGGAUUUGUCACCCAGCCAGAGUCCCAUCAUCCUGAGUCCAUGCAGUCCUGGCAGCCCCUGCAGUCCUUUACAAUCCCUUCACCCCUGGAGCUGUCGCAGCAGUAAUAGAAAGAGCCUUGGGGUUGGAACGCCGUCGCCCACCCGCCCGCUUUCACCUCUGUCCGCCCACACAGCUGCCAGCAGCCCUCUGGACAGCCCACGAAAUGUGUCCACUGCUAUGUGCUCUCUCAACUUCCCUUUCGCCCGCAGCCACCUGGCUCGAGCUGACAGAGCGGAAGGGAGACGGUGGUCUCUGGCUUCACUUCCAUCCUCAGGUUACGGGACCAACCCUCCCAGCUCAACCGUCUCAUCAUCAUCUUCAUCACAGGAACGACUGCACCAGCUUCCAUACCAACCCACACAGGACGAGCUUCAUUUCCUGUUCAAACACUUCCGAAGUUCGGAGAGCAUGACUGAUGAAGAUGGGCGGCCCUCACCGUUUAUUCGACCCCGGUCACGUAGCCUUAGCCCUGGACGAACUGGCGGCUCUUUUGAUAAUGAAAUUAUAAUGAUGAACCAUGUCUAUAAGGAGCGUUUUCCAAGGGCCACCGCUCAGAUGGAAGAGCGUUUGCUGGAGGUCAUCAGGCAGUUUUCUCCCGACAGCACCCUACCGUUGGGAGACGGCGUCCUGGGAUUUAUCCAGCACCAGUUGGUGGAGUUGGCCAGGGACUGUCUGGAUAAAUCCCAGAAGGGCCUGAUCACAUCCCUGUACUUCAUAGAGCUGCAGGAUAAACUGGAAAAAAUGCUGCAUGAGGCUCUGGAGCGCUCUGAGAGUGAGGAGGUUUCAGUGAUCACGCAGCUGGUGAAGAAGAUCCUCAUCAUCAUAUCACGGCCGGCACGACUGCUGGAGUGUCUGGAGUUUGACCCUGAGGAGUUUUACCAUCUACUAGAGGCUGCAGAAGGCCACGCCAAAGCCGGCCAGGGCAUCAAAACGGAUAUUCCCCGCUAUAUAAUCAACCAACUUGGACUUAACCGUGAUCCCCUUGAUGAAGUGGUGCAGCUCGAGGAGCAGUAUGACUCUGGCCCCACCCUGACAGUCGAUUCGGAAGAAUCCGCUGAACAGAAUAAAUCUUUACCCGCACCACUGCGAAGAAAACCCUUGGAGAGUGAUUUUGAGACUAUAAAACUCAUCAGUAAUGGGGCUUAUGGGGCUGUGUAUCUGGUGAGGCAUAAAGAAACUCGGCAACGUUUUGCGAUGAAAAAGAUCAACCGACAAAACCUGAUUCUGCGGAACCAGAUCCAGCAGGUGUUUGUGGAGCGAGACAUCCUGACGUUUGCAGAGAAUCCCUUCGUGGUCAGCAUGUUCUGCUCCUUCGAGACCCGCAGACAUCUGUGCAUGGUCAUGGAGUACGUGGAAGGUGGCGACUGUGCCACUCUGCUGAAGAACAUGGGCCCACUUCCUGUGGAUAUGACCAGGAUGUACUUUGCGGAGACGGUUCUGGCGCUGGAGUACCUGCACAGUUACGGCAUCGUGCACCGAGAUCUCAAACCAGACAACCUCUUGAUUACUUCAAUGGGACAUAUUAAACUCACUGACUUCGGGCUCUCCAAAAUCGGCCUCAUGAACAUGACAACCAAUCUGUACGAGGGCCACAUUGAGAAAGACACUCGGGAGUUUAUCGAUAAGCAGGUUUGUGGCACCCCGGAGUACAUUGCUCCUGAAGUGAUCUUGCGGCAGGGCUACGGGAAGCCUGUCGACUGGUGGGCCAUGGGCAUCAUCCUGUACGAGUUUCUGGUGGGAUGUGUGCCGUUCUUCGGAGACACCACGGAAGAGCUUUUUGGACAGGUUGUGAGUGAUGAGAUUAUCUGGCCAGAUGGAGAUGAUGCUCUUCCUGUAGACACCCAGGACUUGAUCACACGAUUACUGAACCAAAACCCACAGGAGAGGCUUGGAAGAGGAGGGGCUUCAGAAGUCAAGCAGCAUCUGUUCUUCAGCGCUCUGGACUGGAACGGACUCCUGCGUCUGAAAGCUGAAUUCAUCCCUCAGCUGGAGGCUGAAGACGACACUAGUUAUUUUGACACUCGAUCUGAACGCUACCAUCAUUUAGCCUCUGAUGAGGAUGAUGAAACUAAUGAUGAAGAGUCUUCCUUAGAAAUACGACGGUUUUCCUCUUGGUCAAAUCGUUUCAGCAAGGUGUACAGCAGCACAGAGCACCUGGCGACCCCAUCCAACCUGAGUUUCUCCUCGGAUCGCAGUCACAGUGAAGAGAUGGAGGACGGGAGGGACACUCACUCACAUGGAGAGAUCCAGAGGCAGGCCUCCACUGGAGACAAGAGACUCUCGGCUCAGAGGGCAAGUCUGCGCCCUCGCACUUCUUCCAGCUCCUCUCAGCCUGAGCGAGCUGUGAGCCCCCUGGUGGUGAGCAGCACACACAGCCUGGAGGCCAUGCCACGAUUCGCCCUCUCCACAGACGAUGAGGCUGAAGUUGUGGUAUCCAACCUGCGACGAAUCAGACUACGUAGCAACAGCACUGGAACGAAACACUCGUCACCAAGGGAACAAGGGAGUCCUCAGUGCUUUGGAAACCAGCUGGAGACGCCCGACAGACAGCGACUCUCGCCGGGGCGCAAAGUCCCCAAAUCUGCCUCGGUGUCCACCCUCUCGCUCAUCAUCACUCCAGAUGACGGGAGUGGCAGCCUGCAGGCGCACUCCAUUUCCCCUCGGUCAUUUUCCUCUAAUCCAUCAUCCCGAGACUCCUCCCCCAAUAGAGACCUGUCACUCAGCAUCAGUAGGCUCCGCCCCCCAAUCAUCAUCCACAGCUCUGGGAAGAAAUACGGCUUCACCCUGCAGACCAUUCGAGUGUACAUGGGGACCAGCGACAUCUACACCAUACACCACAUGGUCUCGGGCGUGGAGGAGAGCAGCCCUGCCCACGAGGCUGGACUGCGAGCAGGUGAUCUGAUCACUCAUGUGAACGGAGAGUCUGUGCAGGGUCUAGUGCACACAGAGAUGAUGGAGCUGCUUUUGAAGAGCGGUAACCAGGUGACCCUGCAGACUAUCGCACUGGAGGACACGUCUAUAAAGAUUGGGCCGGCACGCAAGCGCAGCUGUAAAGGAAAGAUGGCCCGCCGCUGUAAGAGGAGCAAAUGGAAGGACAGUCAGGACCGGAGGCGUAGCAUGCUGAAGAAGCUGUCCAAACAGAGCACCGUCAUGCACAGCAGCCGCAGUUUCUCCUCCGGUCUGCAUCACUCUGUGUCCUCCAGCGAGAGUCUGCCAGGCUCUCCCACCCACAGCCUGUCCUCCGGCCCCACAACACCCUGCCGGAGCCCCGUUUCAGACCACACCGCUGACGCCAGCCUGCCCCAGAACGCCUCUCCGUGCUCCAGCUCUCCGAGUUCACCGGCUGUCCAGAUGCGGCCCAGCUCUCUGCACGGCCUCAGCUCUAAACUUAGCAACCAGCGUUUCACUAAAGUGGGGAGACGGAAGUCCACCAGCAGUAUCCCGCCCUCGCCUCUGGCCUGCACCUCCUCGCCACAGGCCCUGUCCCCUCAGCGCUCCCCCUCUCCCUUACCCAGCAUCUCCAAAACCCUCCACUCCUUCCACGGCAAGACCCUCUCACCCCCCACCAUUAUUCGGCACGUGGUCCGACCCCGGAGUGCAGAACCUCCACGUUCCCCUCUGCUGAAGAGAGUCCAGUCUGCAGAGAAACUCUCAGGGGCUUUGUUUGCGGACAAAAAGCCCCACGCAGCCCGCAGACACACACUGGAGGUCCCGCACUGUGAGCUGGACGUCCUGGGAGACGCAGAGGCGGAGGGGGCCUGUGGUGCGACUUAUACAGCGGAUCACAGCAGGCUGGGCGGGUACCUGUGUGCCCAGAGACUGAGGGACUGGCCCGGGGAGCGCAUGGAUCAGAUCGUCGUAAUGCGCAAGCUGAAUCUCUCCGAACGUCGAGAUUCCUUCAAGAAGCAAGAAGCUGUGCAGGAAGUGAGCUUCGACGAGCCUGAUGACAGGGCACCUCAGAUACCCGCUCAAUCGGCCAUAUCCGCUGGCGCAUGGCCCAAGCAGAUGAUGGGCGAGACGCAGUCAGAGGAGGAGUGCGUGGCGAGGAGGAAUCCGCUGGUUCCCCAGAUCGCCGUGCAGGGAUCAGAGAGCGAGGAAGCAGACGACUGGAGGCUUUGCUCAGAUGAAGAUGAGGAAGAGGCUGAGGAAAACGUGUCUCAGAAUCAGGGUGAACCUCGGGCCGACACAGACGGCCCACUCUCCGUAUCAGCUGCACACAAAGCCGCUGAGACAAUCGCAGAUGCAGCGAAGCCGGAAAAGCAUCAGAGUCCGGAAAAAAGCAAACUGAAAGAGAGAUAAACGACUGAAGACUGUUACAUAUCCACAGGCUUCUCAACCCAACCGCUGAGAUGUUUGUUGCCACGCAGAAUUCAAACAAAUAUCGAGUGGAGUAUUUUAUUAGCGUGUAAAUGGAAUUAAGCUAGUCUAAUGCAGGGAAUAUUUAUGCUUUUUUAUUUAUCAUUUACACUGGAGAUGUAUUGUUGGCCAAAAAGAGAACUUAACGGUUGCUAGUACAUUUUUCUCACCUUCUGUGAACCUGUUGAGGGAAAUUGAAUGAUUUGAUUUUUCUAUGAAAAUGUGCAAAUGCUUUCGGAUCCAUUUCAUCCUCCGAGCUUUUCAUUUUUGCACCGACUUUGUGUGCGAUUUUAAAAGCUACGAGUUCGAAUGAUAUUUAAAUGGAAUUGUCAUGUGGGCCGUUUCAUGUAUUAUUUCACAAUCUCAAAUGGUUUCCAGAGUGUUUGAAAUGAUAUGUGCGAAGGGGAAAAAAGACUUGCUGAACAUUUGGGCUUCAACU
Messenger RNA from Carassius carassius (crucian carp), 5155 nucleotides. It is a transcript of the gene mast3b, whose product is annotated as microtubule associated serine/threonine kinase 3b. Gene Ontology annotation, biological process: peptidyl-serine phosphorylation; intracellular signal transduction. The record is from RefSeq and is a predicted model, not a curated record. Gene Ontology annotation, molecular function: protein serine/threonine kinase activity; magnesium ion binding; protein binding. The transcript has 28 exons. The coding region runs from base 280 to 4659 and encodes 1459 amino acids. Lineage: Eukaryota; Metazoa; Chordata; Actinopteri; Cypriniformes; Cyprinidae.